AUGGGCGGGCAUUGGCUCGGCUUCGGCUCGUCAGACUCGAUAGCUAUAGAUCAGAAUGGUCUGCCGCGUACGCUGGCCUCAGACGUGGUCGCUCUCCGGAGACACUGGACGCUUUUCUUGUCUCGCUCUCUCGGUCUGUCAACUGCCAAUGGCCAGUCCCAGUGGCCUGCUACGCCAUACAACACUUCACGAGCGCUGUCUCAGCAUACGACUGCGCUCGUCUGGCUUGUCUUUGUCGCGGUUCUCUUGCUCUUAUGCUAUCUCGGCAAUCCCAAGGAUGUCUCCUUCAGGAUAUACUUGACGGAUCUAUCGUUCAAGACACACUUGCACCGCCUGCGCACUCAGAGCGUCUCAUCAAAAGGCAGCCCACAUACGCUUGCCUUUACCAAGCGCAUGAUGAUCAGUCUCAAAACGCCAGAAUACACCCUGCGCAACUAUCAUCUCUUCUCGACAGUCACGUUGCAUCAUGAUGCGCUCAGCACGGGCGCCGAAGCGACGCUUACGCAGGACAAGCCAGCCCAGACAAGCCAGGCUGCAUUCGCAGACGAAGCCGGCUCAACAACCGGGUUCAAUCUCGCGCAACGCCAAGCUGUCUUCUUCGGCGCUCUUGGUCAUUGGUGGGCACUCGAUGAACAUGUCCAUCACGAAGCCGAAGCCAUCAAGCUAGCCACGUCCAUUGCCGCCAUGGAAACUGAUGCGACGCCGAAAUUGAUCCGUGACACCAAAGGCCAACGAGCAGCUAAACAGGCGCAGAAGCGGGAAGAGGCAGCUCGACAAAAGGCGGCGGCAGCAGAAGCGGCUGCCAAAGCCAGGCGAACCGCACCAGCUCACCCACGACACGACGACAGGGCACGAACAUCCAGCAGAACGGUCUCGGCUGCUCAUACAGAGCUAUUGACGCAGCUAGAGCAGGUCAAAGAGACUAGUCGAGCAACGCAGCACCAGCUCCAAGCAGAUCUCGAAGAACUGAGGAAUCAGAAGCGCGAAGACGAUCUAGCGAGGGUGACGCUGAAGGCUCGCACUAGAGCUGCAGAGGACGCUCGUCGAGCAUCGGAGCAAGGACAUUUACAGACUGAGCGAAAGCUGACCAUGACACGCAACGCCAAGCGAACUGCGCAAGACCACACAGCCCGCCUACGUUCAGAGCUCGGACGACUGGAGAAACGAAAGAGCGAAGCACUGGCAAAGAUCGAUACCCAAGCUGCUCGUGCGAGGACAGACCUGGCAAAAGUCAGAUCUGACGUCGCUCGCAAGACGAGUGAAGUCAAGGAUGCAGAGGCAUCCAUGGCAGCUGCAAGGAAUCGCGUCCAAGCCAGCGAAGCCAGUCUUGAGAACCUCAAAACCCGACUGGCUCUCAAGCAGUCAGCUUUGAUCAGUCGUUAUUACGAGCAAGUCACGCCAUCCGGCCUCACUGCCGCGCAUAGGUUUUACGAAACACCCAACGAACAAGCUUACCUGCCUGCGUUGCCGCAGCCGAGACAAGAAUCCACAAACUAUUCACCUCUGGUCGACUCAGCCCUAUCGGCGCUAGGAGGCUCGUCACACAGCCCGUGGGCAGACGCCUCUGCAAUUGCCGGCUCAAAGCCGCUCCUGCCUCCUUCUAGCCUGCACCUUCAUUCCGCAAGCCGGUCGCACCUGCCACACGGCAUAUUUGAUGACGAUCAGUCCGCAGUCGGUCAGCGGCAGCACGCCACCAUCUGGAACGAACCGAGCGCGGCUCAGGAAAUCAAUCGCACUUCGGUAAGGUCGAGGCCGUUUGACCCAUGGGAAGAAGAUGCGUUGUUAGCCAGGCACUGA
Molecule: messenger RNA, 1797 nt
Organism: Mixia osmundae IAM 14324
Lineage: Eukaryota; Fungi; Basidiomycota; Mixiomycetes; Mixiales; Mixiaceae
Exons: 3
Coding region: 1-1797 (598 amino acids)
Source: RefSeq, a predicted model, not a curated record